Penicillium samsonianum is the source of this 1110-nucleotide messenger RNA. RefSeq lists its product as uncharacterized. Gene Ontology annotation, cellular component: membrane. NCBI's taxonomy places the organism in Eukaryota, Fungi, Ascomycota, Eurotiomycetes, Eurotiales, Aspergillaceae. The transcript is spliced from 6 exons. The coding region runs from base 1 to 1110 and encodes 369 amino acids. Gene Ontology annotation, biological process: transmembrane transport. Gene Ontology annotation, molecular function: transmembrane transporter activity. The record is from RefSeq and is a predicted model, not a curated record.
AUGGCCUUGAUCAAAUACCCGGCACAAUACUACCUCCCAGCCGCGGAGAUCUUCUGGGGUCUUUUCACCCUCGGAACGGCCUUUGUGCAAAGCUACCAGCAAUUGGUAGUAAUGCGAUUUUUCGUAGGGUUGAGCGCCACUUCGUGUCAUGUGGGCCUGGUCCACGUAGUCAACUCAUGGUAUAAGAAGCAAGAACUGGGACGUCGGAAUGCACUUUUCUGGAUUGCAAAUCCCAUUGGCCAGAUGUUUGCAGGAUACCUACAGGCCGCUGCAUAUACGAAUCUCAACAAUAAUCACGGUUUACAGGGUUGGAGGUCAGUUUAUCACGGCAUGUCAAGCAUUUCAAUGGCCCUAUACUUACUAUAUAUGGACCAGAUGGCUUUUCAUUAUCUGCACGAUUAUCACAAUCCCCAUCGCUUUGAUGAGCGCACAACAUCCCGCUUCCUCAAGACAGAAGAAAGAGCCCUCGCCAACAAAAGGCUACAGGACGAAGGGUUCAAGCCGUCUACGGGUCUCGACAAAACAAUCAUCAAACGAAUCUUCACAUCGUGGCGAUUCUACGCCUUUGUGCUCCUUCUAGUCAUUUUCUGCAACAUGACAUACAUAGCUGGUGCAUUGAUCAUGAGCUUUUACUCUGAUAUUCGUGGAUCUCGAACCGAGCCUAUAAUCUUGUCUGAAAUACUGUGCAUUUUUGCGAAUCUGGUAUUUUCAAUUUGGGAUAUCCCGGAUGGUCUCAAGUUCUUCGCUUAUAUAUCAGUGGGAUGGUCUUACGGGACAAUUCCAGUACUGAUUGCCUGGACUGCAGAGGGACUUGCUGGGGAUUUGGAGGUUAGGGCUAUUACCUUUGCUUCCUAUAACUGCCUUGGGGAGAUUACUAGUCUGGUUGUGCCGUUGGUGGCUUGGCCUGUAUCGAAAGCACCAGGUUUCCGUGGAGGAUUUAUUUGGGCCAUGAUAAUCAGUAUUUUCUAUUUGUUCAAUGUCGCUUGGAUUAUGAUCAAGCAGAAAAGGAGCAACAAAAGGAUAACAAUGGCAGAGGAACAAGGAAGCGGGGAGGAAGACACUGUGGUUGCAAAUCAACUGACUAUACCUGGAGAAGUUACCAAGUUUUAA